This is a messenger RNA of Thecamonas trahens ATCC 50062, 3489 nucleotides long. RefSeq lists its product as uncharacterized. The coding region runs from base 1 to 2895 and encodes 964 amino acids. The transcript has a single exon. Gene Ontology annotation, cellular component: endoplasmic reticulum. The record is from RefSeq and is a predicted model, not a curated record. Gene Ontology annotation, molecular function: guanyl-nucleotide exchange factor activity; protein binding; lipid binding. NCBI's taxonomy places the organism in Eukaryota, Apusomonadida, Apusomonadidae.
AUGGAGACCCUGUUAGCGGUACUCCACACACCGCUGGGUGCGGUGGGAGGCGUCCUUGCAUGGUCUGGCGUCUUUCUCUUCGGCAUUGUCUCGGGUGCUCUGCUGGCUACGGCAGGCAUCGCCUACUUUCUCCUCUUUGCCUCGUCCAAGGCCAUCGUCUUUGCUGAUGGAGUCUCCACCACGGCUCCUGGUGCGAGCUAUGUUCGCCUGACGGAUGCCGAUGCAGCGUAUGCUGGCCAUGCUCCGCUUUCGGAUGCUGAUGCAGAGAUGCUUCAUGGCGCUGGCGUGGAAGUCAUCGACGCAGAUGCGGCGUCCGUGGCUGGCCUCGGCGCGCUCGUCCACAACCUCACUGAUCUCGGUGCAUACCUCACUGUCCUCCGCAGGAGAAGAAAGCACGGCGCGGCGCCCACUCGUGGCGAUGCGACGGUGCGUGCCCGUGCCCGCAAUGCAUCGGAAGCCUUUCGCGCGGCAGAGCACAACCCGGACGCCCGCGUCGCCAAGGCAGACAUCAUCAUCCGCGAAGGCUUGGUCGACAUGAUCGGCGGUCGGUUCCGGACGUGGAAGCAUCGCUUCCUAGUUGUUGUCGAUGGCCUGCUCAAGGUCUACAACAAGAAGGGCACUGAGCUCCGCUACGAGGUCCAGCUCCGCGAGGCUGUGCUCAAGGAGGACGCGAACCGCGACCCGUCGAACCACACCUUUAUCCUUGCGCUCCCCACACAUACCUCUGGCCCUCGUACCGACGAAGCACACGUCGAGUACUUUAGGUGCGCCGACGCCGACGACCGCGCAGCCUGGAUCGUCGCCCUCACCCGCGCCAUCUCGGGCGCGCGUGCCUUGGCCACCGACUCGGACUCGGACGACGGCAUGGCUGCUUUUUCAAGGCCCGCAACCGCGCCGUCAACACCCAAGGCCACCUCCCGCCCGCUCGGCCUUGACUCGGCUUCCUCGACGAUCCCGGACCUUGCACACGCUGACGACUACUCAACCCUCGACUCGGACUGGGCUGGCGGAGCGCGCACGCGGGCGUCGUCGUCGUCUGCCGCUGCUGCCGCCGCCACUGCCGACAACGACGCGGGCCUGCCGCAGGUUCCGUUUGGUGCACCGGUGUGGGAGUCGGCCGAGUGGCUCAACACCCUUCUUCCACUCUUCUACCACGACCUGGUUAUCUCCCGGCGAAUCGCGCAGUACGAGAACUACAUGCGUCUCAAGUUUGCGCACCUUCUCAAUGCCAUUGAGAAGCCCAACUUUGUCUCGACCUUUGUCGUCUCGCACUUUGAGCUCGGGAGCGAUCCGCCUGUUGUCGAGUCGGUCAAAGCCUACCCGUUUGACGACGCUCGUGACGAGCUCACGCUCCGGGCGCACAUCCACCUCCCAGCCUCCACCACCAUGACCAUCUCGACCACCAUCUUUGGCGCCAUUCCAGUCGUUGUUACCGUCGAUGUUUCACAAGUGACUGGAGAGAUCGAGAUUGUGCUCCCUGGCUCGCUCAACCGGCUCUCGACCCUCGCCUUUGUCCGCCCGCCGCACCUUGCCGUCCGCAUUGUCUCGCGCAUCGGCAAGAAAGAGCAGGUCAAGAACAUUCCGCUUCUUGCCGAGUUUCUCACCUCGCGCAUCCACGCCGAGGUUGCUCGUCAGUUUGUGGCCCCGCACAAGCGCUACUUUUCUAUCCCCUUCAACGGCCGCCCGUUUGCGCUCUACUCGGAUGAGCAGAUGCUGCAGCUCGCCCGUGGACUUCCGCUCGAGCGCGACGAGUACUUUUACGACGAGGAUUCGAUGGCGGCGUUUGUAGGCUCCCACCCGCGGACGCACUCGGAACGCUCGUCCGAGGCCUCGGUGAGCACAGCGCCGUGGCGCUCGUUCAAGGCCGGCUUUCUCUAUGUCGCUCUUCCCAACGCCCCGCCCACCACCGCAGGCUCGAUGUACGUUGUCCUCUCGGGUAGCACGCUCGCGCUAUACGCCUCGCGGGCCGAGCCAGAGCCGGAGCGGGUCCUCAAUCUCCACGACGCGUUUGUGGACUUUGUGCCCGCUGCCCGCGACGGCGCCGAGGCCGCCCACGGCUUCCCAUGGCGGCUCGACGUCAACGGCGUUCAUGCUGUUGAUCUCUACGCCGCCUCGGCUGUCGAGCGGACCGAGUGGAUUGCUGCUCUCCGCGCUGUCGGCGGACAGGUCGACGAGGCAUGGCUCGAGCUCGAGCUCGCCGCCCGCCAUGCCGCCGCCACCACCAUCCAAGCCUGGGCUCGCGGCCUUGGUGCCCGCGCCCGCCUUGCCGCCAUCCGCGCCCGCCGCGAGCUCCUUGGCAUUCUCAUCGAGAGUGAGGCCUCGUACGUCGCCGACCUCGACACGCUUGUGACUGGCUACCGAGCUCCGCUCCUUGCUGCGCUCGGCUCGGACGAGCCGAUUCUGUUUUCGGCCGACGAGAUCGAUGCCGUCACUGGCACCGGCUCGUCACAGCUCCUUGUCCUCCACCGCACCUUGCUCACUCAGCUAACGUCCAAGGCUGCCGCGUGGAACGCGUACACCACGCUCGGUGACGCCUUUGUUGCCCUUGCACACGACGGAAAGUCGCUGUUCAAGGCCUACGGGAAAAACGUGGCGAUCUGCGUCUCGCGGCUCUCACGCGCCCAGGCAAGAGCCCCAGCAUUCGCUUCGUUCCUCCAAACCCGUGAGCUGACCGACGGCCUUGUCGGCCUCUCGCCGCUGCUGAACAAGCCGAUGUACCGGCUCGAAAAAUACGCCAUUCUACUGCGCAACGUGCUCGCACAUACCCAGCGGCUAGUCCGCCAUCACGAUCUAGUCCUCCUCGACACUGCCAUUCGCAACAUUGAGGCCGCAGCCGCCAGCAUGCACUCGGCCGCAGACCGCGCCGGUGCUGCUCUCGCGGCUACAAUCACGUAGUGCACUCCGCCUUUGGAGUCGCCACAUUGCUUACCCGCUGCCCAAAAGCGGCGUGGCUUCCGCGGCAUUGGCCGGAGCAUUCGCGCGCAGCGAGCGCGUUGAGCGCGCCACCAGCACUGAGCUGCAGUCGCGGCCAUCGGGUUCGUCCAUUGGCACAAAUUCGCCGACGUCGUCGUCCUCGUCGGUGGUCGACGAACCGUAGUCACCGACCCGCAGCAGCACGUUUGGCGCCACCGCUGGGAUGUUGCGGACUGAGAUGGAGAAGGCCACCAGCGUGACAAAGCAGAGGCCAGCCAUGACAAAGUAAGCGAUGUACAUGGCACUCGCCGACGCAGGAUUGCCAAACAGGCCGGCCGCAAUGAGCGAGCCGACCGCUUGCACAAUCGACCACAUCGCCGUCACCUGGUUGCGCAGCGCCGGCGGCGAGCGCGCAUACGCAAACUCGAGGCCCGAGACGCCGAUAAAGACCUCGCCGAUGGCGAUGGCCAUGUACUGUGGCAAUUGCCAGUAGACUGGGACCACGCCCUUGCCCUUUGCAUCGAUCUCGCGCUGGACAAGCGCGGAGCCGACGUAUGCCAGCACGCCGCAGCAGAG